Molecule: messenger RNA, 4122 nt
Organism: Esox lucius (northern pike)
Lineage: Eukaryota; Metazoa; Chordata; Actinopteri; Esociformes; Esocidae
Gene: antxr1c
Product: ANTXR cell adhesion molecule 1c
Exons: 18
Coding region: 469-2172 (567 amino acids)
Cellular component (GO): membrane
Molecular function (GO): signaling receptor activity
Source: RefSeq, a predicted model, not a curated record
GUUCAUUUCAGCCAAGUUUGUCCCAAGCUCGUCGUUCUUAUUAACAUCUCUCUACUCCAUUUCCUUUUUUUUAAAUAAAAUGUUGUUUCGAGAAUUUGACAGCAAAUAUUUUUUAAUGAAUUAUCUAUAGGCUACCCAUUGAAACAUUUGGAAGUGUUUCUAAAACGGCGAUAUUUUUAUGAUAGCAAUAUAAACGAAUUUCGGAGCACCAAGUAAUACUUUUUCCUGGAGAACAAAGUGCCGAAAUCUUAAUUGUGUUGUAUUUUUGCAACAGAUCACCCAUCAAAUAUUUCCCUGGAUAGACGGUCGGGAAUGUUUGGAAACUGAGCGCAACAAAACGAGGCGGCUUUGACCGUCUGUUGUUUUGUCGGUUUUUGGCAUCUUUGCUAAGAGAAGUCCUUUCUUUGGGGACGGCAUUUAUUUCUUCUCAUUGAACAUUUGGAGGAAUUUACUUUCUUGAGGGGAAAGAUGGCGAGGUUUCGGGGGAAAAUGUAUAUUGCCCUACUUGUUCUUGGAUAUUUGAUGUUCACUUUAGCAUCUGCAAAUGAUGAACUGGAACAAGAAGUAGAAGAAGAAGAGGAAAGUACAUGUCAAGGCGCUUUCGACUUGUAUUUUGUGCUUGACAAAUCUGGCAGUGUGAAACACCACUGGGUGGAAAUUUACUCCUUUGUGGAGCAUCUAGCUGAAAAGUUUACCAGCCCCAUGUUGAGAAUGUCCUUCAUUGUGUUCUCAUCGAGAGGAACCACUCUCAUGAAACUGACGGAAAACAGGGUGGAGAUUAGAAAAGGAUUGAAUGUGUUGAGAAGGGAGAUACCUGGGGGAGACACCUUCAUGCACCUGGGCUUGGAAAGGGCAAAUGAGCAGAUACACCAGGGAAACUUUGGGCAAGCUAGUGUUAUCAUUGCCCUGACGGAUGGAGAGCUGAAUGAAUACCAGCUUGUCACGGCACAACAGGAGGCAGAGAGAAGCCGGUCCUUGGGAGCCAUGGUGUACUGUGUUGGAGUGAAGGACUUCAACGAGACACAGCUGGCCACCAUAGCCGACACCAUCGAGCAUGUGUUUCCUGUGAUGGGCGGGUUCGUGGCCCUGCGUGGAGUGAUCGACUCGAUCAUUAAGAAGUCCUGUAUUGAGAUCCUAGCUGCAGAGCCCUCCAGUGUUUGUGCAGGAGUGAGUUUCCAGGUGGUGGUGAGAGGGAACGGUUUCCUCCAUGCCAGGAACAUAGACCAGGUGUUGUGCAGCUUUAAAGUCAAUGACUCCGUCACCAUUAAUGAGAAGCCAGUCGCUAUAGAAGACACGUUCCUGCUGUGCACGGCCCCAGUGAUAGAAGAAGUUGGGCAGGUAGUUUAUCUACAAGUGAGCAUGAAUGAAGGCCUGUCGUUCAUCACCAGUUCUGUGCACAUCACCACCACAGAAUGUUUCGAUGGCACCAUCCUCCUCAUCACUCUUCUGGUUCUCUUCCUGCUGAUGGCCAUGCUGUUCAUGUGGUGGUUCUGGCCCCUUUGUUGCACUGUUGUGAUCAAAGAGCCUCCUCCUCCACCCCCUCCAGAGCCAGAAUCAGAUGACGAAGAUGGCAUGCCCAAGAAGAAGUGGCCUACCGUGGAUGCCUCUUAUUACGGAGGAAGAGGUGUCGGAGGAAUCAAAAGAAUGGAGGUGCGCUGGGGAGGGAAAGGUUCAACUGAGGAGGGGGCUAAACUGGAGAAGCCCAAGAAUGCAGUGGUGAAAAUGCCCGAGCAGGAGUUUGAGCCUUUUGAGCCCAAACCCAAAAAGGCCCACAACAGGAAGCCAGCAGCGGACAGGAAGUGGUACACACCCAUACAGGGCAAGCUGGACGCCAUUUGGGCCCUAUUUCGUCGCGGUUACGACCAGGUUUCUCUCAUGCGGCCUCAGCCGGGAGAUCAUGGUCGGUGCAUCAACUUCACCCGUGUGAAAGACGAGGCGGCGGCGGCGGCAGCAGCCAAGGCCCCGGCCCGGGCCUCCAGCCCUCCUCCCCCGGCUCCGGACUACCACCCCCUGAUCCGUCCCACUACACCGCCGCCGCCACAGACCAGCCCCCCGCUGCGGGCGCCUCCCAUCAACCAGUUACCCCCGGGGCCACCCCCCUCUCGCACUCCCCCAGGACCCCCCUGCCCCCCACCCUCACGCCCCCCACCCUGCCCCAACAACCGACCAUGAAACCAGUAAAGUUGCCCCACUCCAAUAAAGCAAUAAUCCACGCUGCCAGAUGCUCCCUUAACCAAAAAAGAAACAUGCUAUUUAUUGGAGUUGGGUGAAAUUAGCAAGGAGAUGCUAUGGUUUGUUGCUGGACAGCAAAAUAUGUAGUAAUAACAGGAAAAAUACUGCAAUGGAUGAAAUAUGUUUUCAACUACUGAGUAUUCCAUGAUGGUAAGUGUCAAGGUGACAGUAGAGUAGACAGUGUGGAGUUGUGUGGAUUUAGUAAUCUCUAAGUGGAUUUACUUUCAACCAAAAGGAUUGGAUUUUCUCCAAGGCUAGGAUGACAAACCUGCUGUUAAACCUGUCUAGAAUAGCUUUUUGCAUCUCUCUUUUGUAAAUUUUUACAAAUAGCUUUUAACAUCUCUUUUGUAAAUUGGAAGACUUUAUAAGGGCAUAUUUUAUAGAGGGUAAACAGAACAUGGCAUAGAUUUUGAUUGUAGUAAUUUUUUCUUGUCUAAAUUAGUUUAAGUUCAAGCACAUGUGGUUAGUCCAUAUAUUAGCCAUUGAGAAAAGCAUUUUCAUUACGUGCAUUUUAUAGUUUUGCCCGAAGCCAUAAGCAUGUAUAAGUUGACACUGAGACACUUUUAAAAUGAACUGAACACGUAACAUUUCUGUUUAAUAAGUAUACUCUCUCAGGAUAGGAGCACAUGCUGUGUUGAAAAUGAGGCAUACAAACACCGUGAUAUAUUUUGAUAUCCCCGGAACAAGCAGGUCCCUGGAAUUUUUAAACACUUUGUUGAUCAAUAUCCCCAAGGUUGAGCCCAGGUUUAAUGAAGUUGAUAUCGGUAUUUGUGUACAUGGAAUGCAGUUCAGCUAAAGCAUUAUUCUUUUAUUUUUGUUUUAUAAACCAUGAACCUCUCAAAAUAGAACAACUCAAGUCGGCCUCUCGUCAAGUUUUUACUUUCCAAAACUGUACUGUAUUGAUCUAUUGUUUUUGUAUCUUUUUGUUUUAUUUUUACAAUUAAACCACAAUCUCAUUGAAACUGCAGGGCAGUUCACCGCAUCUCUAAUUUAUUAAACCCCAGACCUAGAGGAGGGUACUUGAAUAUGACAAAGGUGUCUGCUGUCAAAGACGGACACUGUGCAUGUAAACAAACAUCUAGUCACAUAAUUUGAUAUGACAGUGUUUCUCAACCCCAUGGCAUUCAGUUUUGAUAUAUUGCCUUCUUAACCGCAAUGGUCAAAAGGCUGUAUAGCAUUAUAUAGCAGCAUCAUUUCAGUGAUUUUUUCCCCAAGAUCCAACACUGAUUGAAUCAAACCCUCUAAGGAGUACACACAAAGGUUGAGGAACACUAUUAUAUACUCACGGUACCUUUCUGGAAUUUUCUACUAAGAUUUUUGUACUCUGUUUUAUAGUAUACUUCGUUCCAUUAUGUCCUAUAAUACCAUUGUGUUACUAUAUUCCUUAAUAAGGAAUUGUGUUCCUAUAUUCUUUUGUUUUUUUGUAGCACUGCUGAUAGCUGUUCCGGAUAAAGAUUAAGAGAGGUGCAUGCAUUUAGUUCCUUUUUAUCGGUACAACAACAUAAAUAAAGCGCAAUCGCACCCAAAUGUAAUAUACAUGUUCUGCUUUUUGAAAACGAUGAACGUUCUCCAUUUGUAUGACUGGAUAUAUGGAUUGUAAUUAGAACAUCACCCCACCCAAGCAAUGUCCUGGUUAGAGGAGCGAUCAACAACGAUAUUACAGAGGUCAUUAUGUAGUGUUUCUAUCUCAAUGCUUCUCUAUGACCCACAGGACUCUGUUGGUGAUGUGUUUUCCUGAGAAGAUGCUCUGAGACACUGAAAGGGGUUUUACAUGUUAGCCAUAGUAUUUCAUGUAUUAAUGGGAGUGCUGAAAUAAAUAUGGAAAGACAAAGAUUUCACUUUUUUACUUGUUUUUAACAGUAUUAAUAAAGGUUGACUUCCAAGCUUUUA